AUAAAAACGUAGAAAUAAGGAACGGGAUAAGCUGUCCUCCGCCUUCCACCACAGAAUUCGGCCCCACCAAAUGGAUAGCAUACAACUAACGAAAUCCACAUUAGAUACUGUCCCUCCCGUUUCCGUUAUCCUAAAUGCCGCCGUGUCUCUGCCUUCCGGCCACUUACUCUCUCCCUUCCCCAACUCUUGUCCUCUCCACGCGCCACCGCUUCCGACUCCUAAAACCGCCGUAUGCUUCCUCAAAGAUAUCCCUGGACUCAACCUCUCAGCAUAAUACCACCGGAGUCAUUGUCAUCGGCGGCGGCUUAGCUGGCUUAGCAGCUGCCAUUCGGCUUCAAGCCGACAACAUCCCAUUUCUCCUUCUCGAAGCUUCUGAUGCCGUUGGUGGUCGCGUUCGCUCCGAUGUUGUUGACGGAUUUAUCCUUGAUCGUGGUUUCCAAAUUUUCAUUACUGGUUACCCUGAAGCGCCAAAAAUCCUUGAUUAUGACUCUUUAGACCUCAGAAAAUUCUAUUCUGGGGCUCAGGUUUACUAUGGUGGUUGUUUCCACACCGUUGCUGAUCCUCUCCGGCAUUUCUCCGAUGCUCUGCAAUCUUUAACUAACCCAAUUGGUACAGUUGUAGAUAAAUUACUUAUCGGAUUGACUAGAUUGAAAGUUUUGACGCAAGGAGAUGAUGAAAUAUUGAGUGCUGAAGAAGUUCCUACGAUUGAUUUAUUGAAAAAGAUCGGUUUUUCUGAUGCAAUAUUGGAAAGGUUCUUUCGACCCUUUUUUGGCGGAAUUUUCUUCGAUAGAGAGCUUGAAACGACGUCGCGGCUGUUCAAUUUCAUCUUCAAAUGCCUAGCUCUUGGUGACAACACACUUCCGGCGAAGGGCAUUGCUGCCAUUCCGGAACAAUUGGCGGCGAAAUUGCCUUCGGAUUCAAUAUUGUUCAAUUCACGAGUUGUUUCCAUUGAUUCGGAAUCGGAUUCAAGCUCGAGAAUAAGAGUGAAAUUACAAAAUGGAGAAAUGUUGGAAAGUGAAUUUGGGGUAAUAUUGGCGGUUGAAGAGCCUGAAGCAGUUAAGUUACUGGCGGGAGGAAAAACCGCUGAGGUUCGGCAACCGGUUCGGAGCACAGUUUGUUUGUAUUUUUCAGCUGACCAAAACAAAGUUCCGGUGCAGGACCCGGUUCUUCUUCUUAACGGUUCGGGUAAAGGAAUCGUCAAUAACAUGUUCUUCGCUACCAAUGUUGCUCCCUCUUAUGCUCCGGCGGGGAAGGCACUUGUUUCUGUCACUCUUGUGGGGCUUUAUGGUGACGUGGCAGAUGAGGAGUUGGUGGGUCGGGUCGUAAAGGAGCUAUCGGGUUGGUUUGGGGAGUCUAUAGUUGGGUCGUGGAGCUACUUGAGGAUGUAUAGGAUCGGGUUUGCCCAACCAAAUCAAUGCCCACCCACUAACUUGAAGAGGAACCCGAAAAUAAAACCGGGCUUGUACAUUUGUGGAGAUCAUGUGACUAGUGCUACUUUUGAUGGAGCUUUGGUUUCUGGGAAAAAAGCAGCAGAAACUUUGUUACAAGAUAGAGCUCUGGUUAAUGUAUAGCUUGAUUUUGGUUGAGUUUUUUUUUCCAGUUGUGUAAAAGUAGAAGUUUUGGGUGUUCUUGAUUUAUUUGUAUAUGCAACAAUUGUGUAUUAAAUUGUACUAUCAAGAAAGAAGACAAUAUGGUAUGACUUGUUCUGUUGUUCCUAUAUACUUUCAGGUUUGACUCGUCAUAUUGAGCUCCUUUUAAUGCCAAGCUUUUAGUUAGAUGUCAAUCUUUUUAUGAAAAAGAACUUGCACACAACUGGAAAAAAGCAUAAUUGUUGUACUUAUGCAAUUGAA
Messenger RNA from Solanum dulcamara, 1850 nucleotides. RefSeq lists its product as uncharacterized. The record is from RefSeq and is a predicted model, not a curated record. Gene Ontology annotation, molecular function: oxidoreductase activity. The transcript has a single exon. Lineage: Eukaryota; Viridiplantae; Streptophyta; Magnoliopsida; Solanales; Solanaceae. The coding region runs from base 135 to 1571 and encodes 478 amino acids.